Molecule: messenger RNA, 609 nt
Organism: Trichoderma virens Gv29-8
Lineage: Eukaryota; Fungi; Ascomycota; Sordariomycetes; Hypocreales; Hypocreaceae
Exons: 3
Coding region: 1-609 (202 amino acids)
Source: RefSeq, a predicted model, not a curated record
AUGGCUCAAACCACGAAGCCAAAGACAGCAGCAAAGGCGGAGGUGGGGCAGCGGCUCCUCCACGGUUGGGGGUCUCCAGCGCUUGCCCCGCGUUUUUGCCACAAUCCGGCCAAUCAGGCGGCUGCUGUGGCGGAAUUACAGCGCCUCAGGUUGCCGCUGAUAACGCCCAAAGAGCCCACAAGGACAGAUAAUUGCUCGCCUUUCCAUCUCAGGGCAUUUGGCCUCAAUCUAGAGGCUUUCUCGACCUUUCCCUUCGCCGUGCUGCAGAUUGGCCGCGAGAUCCCACGCCGGCACAUGACCCGGACUAAGCCCGAUUGGGGCGAUAUCCUGCUGGGCGUGCAUGAGGCUCAGGGCAAUGGCCGUAAUGGUUUGCCGCUGGUGGCUCGUGGGUUCCGCCUUUUCCAAAUUCUUAUCUCCAAGUCCCGUUAUGAUAUUGAAUUCCCACUGGCGAGGGUUACUGUACCGGAUCGACAGGUCCAUGUCCCAUAUUUGCGAAACAGCACAUGUAGCAAAAAGGCACGCUUCCAAGUUGGAACAAACCUGCUGCAGCCGAGUUUGAACAGUGUAGCAUCUAACGAAAAGUCCUUGCUCGAUCUGCAUCUGCCGUGA